This is a messenger RNA of Glycine soja, 744 nucleotides long. RefSeq names its product triacylglycerol lipase 2-like. The record is from RefSeq and is a predicted model, not a curated record. The transcript is spliced from 6 exons. Bases 1 to 744 code for a protein of 247 amino acids. NCBI's taxonomy places the organism in Eukaryota, Viridiplantae, Streptophyta, Magnoliopsida, Fabales, Fabaceae.
AUGGCAGUUACGUCAUGGCAUACAGAUCACAUUAACUUUAACAGGAAAAAGCUAUUGGGGGCUGGAACUUUAAUGGCUUUAGUUGCUUUCUAUCAAGGACAAGUGCUGAACAAGUUUAGAUCAGCUGCAUUACUUAGCCCAAUUGCCCAUAUGAAUCAAAUGACAUCAAUACUAACAAAAAUUGCUGCUGUUGCAUUUCUAGCUAAUGAAAUAUACUGGUUAGGACUCCGCGAAUUUGUUCCAAACGGGGAUGUUGCAGUAAAAUUUGCGAAAGACUUCUGCCAUAUUCUAAACUUGAAGUGCUCAAACCUAAUGACACUUUUCGCAGGUCCCAAUUGCUGCUUAAAUUCGUCCACGAUAGAUGUCUUUCUUGAUCAUGAACCACAGCCAACAUCAACUAAGAAUUUGGUCCAUCUAUCUCAAAUGAUCAGAACAGGAACAAUAGCAAAAUAUGAUUAUGGUGAUCAAGGACAAAAUAUGCAGCACUAUGGACAACCACUUCCUCCUCUUUAUGACAUGACCGGAAUUCCGAAUGAAUUUCCUCUUUUCCUCAGCUAUGGAGGGCAAGAUACGCUAUCUGAUGCAAAGGAUGUGCAGGUUUUGCUCAAUGACCUCAAAGAUCAUGAUAGGAACAAGCUCGUGGUAAUGUUGAACGAAGACUAUGCUCACGUUGAUUUUGUUAUGGGUGUUAAUGCUAAUCAAAUGAUCUAUGAUCCUAUGAUGGAUUUCUUCAAGGUUAAUUGA